UUGAAACGAGCUGCCAAUAUCGAAUAGGUGGAGUCGGUAACCAACGACUAAGCAAGCGAGCGGCCAUGGCAGAGCCACGACCUCGUUGCUUAAUCCACACUUUGAUUUCUGAUCUAAUCGAAUUUCCUGUUUUUUUUUUUUGUGUGGAUUUGGCGCUGUAAGCUGGUAACUCAGAGCAUCAAGCGGUUAGGGUUUGAUUAGGGAAGAUAGGUAAAGAGGAUGGAUCACUACAAGGUGUUGGGGUUAGGGAGGAAGGCCACCAAGGAAGAAAUUAAGGAGGCUUUCAGGCGAAUGGCGGUCAAGUAUCAUCCGGACAAGCAUUCUCAUUCCCCACAAUCUGUCAGGGACGAUGCGCUCCUCCGAUUCAAGCAGGUCUCUGAGGCCUACGAGGUGCUAAUCGAUGAUAGCAAACGCGCGCUUUAUAACUCUCAUAUGCACGCUUCUGCCUCCAGUUAUGGCUACGCUUCUAAUCAUUCUUAUCGCUCCGAUUAUGGUUAUGGUUAUGGAUAUAGUCAAAGUCGUGGUUCUUCUACGGCUGGGUUUCGCUCUGCUUAUGCUUCUAAUUCUCCCAACCUUAUCGACGUUGUGCUUCGCUUCUUAACCACGCGACAGUUUUUCCUCAGUUGUGCCUUUGCCGGUGCCUUAUUUGGUGGGUUUGUUGUGCUUGAUAAGAGCGGGGAUGCACUGUGGAAAAUCCAUAAUCCCGGGAAAUCAUUUGAAGAAGCCAUGGAAUCCAUUGAGAAAGCCAAAGACCGUAGAGAUAAGACGUAGCAGCAUAUAUUGGUGUUCUUUCCUUCUCUACUCUGGGUAAUUAGCCUAAUGUUUCAUUCUCAUUAGGUCGGUAUUUCGGGUUCCAGAAUUAUAUUUAUUACCUGUUGUAUGCACUUUUUUUUUUUUUUUAUUUUUUCCUUUUCCACGUGGUCCUCCCAAUGCUAGGAAAGUCUUCAGUGGCUAGAUAUAUAUUUCUGUAUAUGUAGGUAGUUUUUUUUAGGGGUAGAAGCGAAGGAGGAUACAGAAUCGGGUAGUUGAACCAGGGAAAUAAGAGGUGGACAUAACUAUCCAUUACCAAUGUCUGCUUGGUUUGUAAGUACAUAUAGUUAAUUGUACAUUCAUUAAUUCCUGAAUAUAAGAAUAAUAUUGAUGAAUCAUUCUCAAUAAUGCGAAUUCAAUCCAA
Carica papaya (papaya) is the source of this 1174-nucleotide messenger RNA. Its product is annotated as Chaperone DnaJ-domain superfamily protein. NCBI's taxonomy places the organism in Eukaryota, Viridiplantae, Streptophyta, Magnoliopsida, Brassicales, Caricaceae. The record is from RefSeq and is a predicted model, not a curated record.